This is a messenger RNA of Debaryomyces fabryi, 492 nucleotides long. RefSeq names its product Med20p (gene MED20). Gene Ontology annotation, cellular component: mediator complex. Gene Ontology annotation, molecular function: transcription coregulator activity. The record is from RefSeq and is a predicted model, not a curated record. Lineage: Eukaryota; Fungi; Ascomycota; Pichiomycetes; Serinales; Debaryomycetaceae. The coding region runs from base 1 to 492 and encodes 163 amino acids. The transcript has a single exon. Gene Ontology annotation, biological process: regulation of transcription by RNA polymerase II.
AUGGGGUCUUGUAUUUCAUUGAUUAAUAAGAAUUCUGCUUGCGUAUUCAGUAAUGUGAUAGAAGAGGAGUCUGCAGAAAUUCUGAAUGGUACGGAAUUUUCAAUUCCAGAUAGUCAUUUGCACCAGGGGGCUACUACAGGGUUGAAUGACACUUUCGACUUUUUUGUGAACCAAAAAUUGCAGAGUUUGUGGACACAGAAGCAGAACAUUAAAGGUGACGGUGGCCAGAUAUACGAGUUGGAGAAUGGAAGUUUGGUAAUAAGAACUUCGAACGUGUUCCUCCAUGGUAUUUUCAAAGGAUUAUUGAUUCAAAUUGAAAUCGACCACGAGUCUAAUGACAAAGAGACAAACACAUUACUGGAGCCAUUUGAAAGGGUUCUUUCUAAAUAUAAUAUCCCUCGAGGCAAUAUGAGCUACAACGUGUUAGAUUCCAAAUUAUUCGACAAAUAUGGCGACUUGUGCUUGCAAUAUUCGGAAAUACUCAAUUUUUAG